AUGGCAGCUACUGGAAAGAUCAAAAUUGGAAUCAAUGGGUUUGGAAGAAUUGGAAGAUUAGUAGCUAGAGUUGCUUUACAAAGGGAUGAUGUUGAACUUGUUGCUGUUAAUGAUCCAUUUAUCACUACUGAUUACAUGACAUAUAUGUUUAAGUAUGAUAGUGUUCACGGACAAUGGAAACACAAUGACCUUAAAGUUAAAGAUUCUAAGACUCUCCUAUUCGGUGGAAAACCAGUCACCGUUUUCGGUGUUAAGAACCCUGAUGAGAUCCCAUGGGGAGAGACUGGAGCUGAGUAUGUUGUUGAAUCUACUGGGGUCUUUACUGAUAAGGAUAAGGCUGCUGCCCAUUUGAAGGGUGGUGUUAAGAAGGUUGUAAUUUCAGCCCCAAGCAAAGAUGCGCCAAUGUUUGUCAUGGGAGUCAAUGAGAAAGAAUACAAAUCAGAUAUUGACAUUGUGUCUAAUGCCAGCUGCACCACAAAUUGCCUUGCUCCCUUGGUCAAGGUUAUCAAUGACAGAUUCGGAAUUAUUGAAGGCCUUAUGACUACAGUUCACUCCAUCACUGCCACCCAGAAGACUGUUGAUGGACCAUCCAGCAAGGACUGGAGAGGUGGAAGAGCUGCUUCAUUCAACAUCAUUCCCAGCAGCACUGGAGCUGCUAAGGCUGUUGGAAAGGUGCUACCUGCAUUAAAUGGUAAGUUAACUGGAAUGGCUUUCCGUGUUCCUACUGUUGAUGUCUCUGUGGUUGAUCUCACGGUAAGGCUUGAGAAGAAGGCGACAUACGAUCAGAUUAAGGCUGCUAUCAAAGAGGAGUCAGAGGGCAGCCUAAAGGGAAUUUUGGGUUACACCGAAGAUGAUCUUGUUUCCACCGACUUCAUAGGUGAUUGCAGGUCAAGCAUCUUUGAUGCCAAGUCUGGAAUUGCUUUGAACGACAACUUUGUCAAGCUCGUUUCUUGGUACGACAACGAAUGGGGGUACAGCUCACGUGUGAUCGACUUGAUUGUUCACAUGGCGAAGACUAAGUAAGUAGGUGUGGGUUUCUGGAGCAGUUGCCGGUUCGUAGGUGUGGGUUUCUGGAGCAGUUGCCGGUUCGGGUUCGGUUUUAGAUUACGCAGAGAAGAUAAUUAUGAAUAAUUAAUGUCCCGAGUAACUGAGUUGCUAUGUAAUGCUUUCUUUGGCAAUUUCUCUUUGUGCCAUUUUAGUAUCUGUCGAAUAUUUUUUUUAGGAUAAUAUUGUGUUUCCUUGUUUAUUAAUGGUAGAUAAUAUAUUUUUUUUUGUGCAA
This is a messenger RNA of Papaver somniferum (opium poppy), 1279 nucleotides long. Its product is annotated as glyceraldehyde-3-phosphate dehydrogenase GAPC1, cytosolic-like. The record is from RefSeq and is a predicted model, not a curated record. Gene Ontology annotation, biological process: glucose metabolic process. Bases 1 to 1023 code for a protein of 340 amino acids. Gene Ontology annotation, molecular function: NADP binding; oxidoreductase activity, acting on the aldehyde or oxo group of donors, NAD or NADP as acceptor; NAD binding. NCBI's taxonomy places the organism in Eukaryota, Viridiplantae, Streptophyta, Magnoliopsida, Ranunculales, Papaveraceae. The transcript has 8 exons.